AUGCAGCAGUUAGGACAGAUUUGGGAACUCGCUGAUUAUCAAAGGAAGGGUGCUCUCGAUAAAAAGGGAUUUUUUAUAGCAUUCAAGCUUGUAGCAGCUGCUCAACAGGGUCUUGCUAUUUCACCAUUAUCAGUCACAGCGAGUGGCCUGAAUCCACCACAUUUCGAGGGAAUUAUCUUGAGAGCGCCAAUGAGUCAACGUCCAUCAAUUGACGCUGCGAGAGCACCUAUAAGUCAACGCUCAUCGAUUGACGCUACUCCUUCUGGUAUACAUAGUGAGUGGUGCAUAAAUGCUGCUGACCAGGUCAAAUAUGACUCAAUUUUUGAUUCGUUAUCGCCUGUUGAUGGAAAGUUACCUGGUACAAAAGUGAGGCCAGUGUUACUGAACUCUGGUUUAAAUCCUACUAUUCUGGCUAAAAUUUGGGAACUAGCCGAUCAGGAUAAAGAUGGCCAGCUGGAUCGAAUCGAGAUGAGUGUUGCUAUGCAUCUCUGCUCCUUUGGAAGUUCUAUUGCCUUUGUUCUCAGAGCUCUCCAGAACGAACCUGUCCCAGCAGUUCUGCCCAAUGCUUUGAUUCAUCCUUCGAAAGUAAUGUUGUCAAGGCGAACAUCAGCUGCCUCCCUUGCUUCUGGCAUGACUGGAAGUAUCCCACCACCAGUCCCUAUGCCACCGCAUCCACAUUUUCAAGCCAGUCAGGCAGGUGAGUGAGC
Messenger RNA from Strongylus vulgaris, 707 nucleotides. The record is from the annotation of a GenBank genome assembly. Lineage: Eukaryota; Metazoa; Nematoda; Chromadorea; Rhabditida; Strongylidae.